This is a messenger RNA of Cavenderia fasciculata, 990 nucleotides long. RefSeq lists its product as uncharacterized. Lineage: Eukaryota; Evosea; Eumycetozoa; Acytosteliales; Cavenderiaceae. The transcript has a single exon. The record is from RefSeq and is a predicted model, not a curated record. Gene Ontology annotation, molecular function: methyltransferase activity. The coding region runs from base 1 to 990 and encodes 329 amino acids.
AUGGACAGUGAACAAGUAGGUUUGAUAUGGGAUUCGUAUGCAGCUCUAUGGACUGAACAGACAAGGAAGGGGUUUGAUCAAUACAGAGAUCUAUUAAAUACACCAACCUUUCUACAUGUAUUUCCUAUCAAACGAGAUGGUAAUAAUAAUAAUCACCUACUAAGAGGAUUAGAUGUGGGUUGUGGAGAAGGAAAUAAUACAAGACUGGUAGCAGAGCAUACAGGUGCUAAAAUCAUUGGUAUUGACAUCUCUCCAGUCUUUAUCAAUGCUUCAAAAGAUAAAGAAGAUCUUGAUUUUGUGACCAAUACUUUUACUUCUUCUUCAUCUUCUUCUUCAUCUUCUUCUUCUUCUUCAACACCUUCACCUUCACCUUCUUCAACAAUGAUAACAAGACAAAAGAUAGAAUAUCAAGUUGUUAAUGCUGAAAAGGUUGGUGAUCAUUUUGCAGAGGGAUCAUUUGAUUUUGUUACUUCGUUUAUGUGUUUGAUGGAUGUACCCGAUGCAAAGGCUGUUUUAGUUGGAGUCAAUCGUAUACUUAGACCAGGUGGAGUAUUUCAAUUUUCAGUUCUUCAUCCUUGUUUUAAUCCACCCACCAAGAAGAUGCUUCGUGACCAAGACGGUGUACCCUAUGCCAUGCAAAUAGCAAAUUACUUUGACACUGGUAAAGUUAAAAUCGAUCGUUGGUGGUUCUCUAAUACUCCAAAAGAUCAAAGAGCUCCAUUAUUGGAUACAAAUACAAAUACAAUGAUUGCUCCUCCUCCUCCUCCUCAAGACGAUCGUAAAAUACCAGCAUAUUGUCUACCUUAUUUUCAUCGUACAUUGUCAAUGUGGACAGAUUACAUUAUCGAGAGUGGUUUCAAUAUUCGAAAGAUUGUUGAACCUACAGCACUAUCUGAUUUCCUUCCAAAAGAAUCAAUUGGAAAUAAGGUUAUUGAUGACACCAAAUCAAUUCCAAUAUUCAUUAUCUUUCAACUUUAUAAACCAUUAUAA